CGCGCGGAGAUCCAGUAUUUAAUAAAAUCUAGUCUAAAAAGUUUCUACUUAGUAUUCUUUGUACUUAUUAUAUACUUACUUAUAUAAUCUGUAUAUUUUUAUAAAUAAUCUGUGAUAGCCUUUUUUGGUGGACUUGUGCAAUUGACUGAUCGUCUAUCGGCCAAAGAUAUAGUUAGUUAUGUUUUUGAAAAAAUAAAUUUUAUAUAAUCUGUGCUUAAAUGGAUGCAAAGAUGGCGUUGCCGCCGCAGCAGUUCUGUGUGCGGUGGAAUUCUUAUCAUACUAAUUUACAGUCAGUAUUCCCUCGGCUGCUUCUCACCGAACAGUUCGCUGACGUGACGCUGGCGUGCGAGUCGCGCCAGCUCCGGUGCCACAAGCUGGUGCUGUCGGCGUGCUCCGCGUACCUCGAGCGGCUGCUGCUGCAGAACCCGUGCAAGCAUCCCAUCGUGCUGAUGCGGGACAUGAGGUUUAGCGAAAUGCAGGCUUUAGUCGACUUCAUGUAUAAGGGUGAAGUGAAUGUGACUCAAGAGGAGCUGCCGAGCCUGCUGAAGUCGGCCGAAGCUCUGCAAAUACGAGGUCUAUGUUCGAGCGAGCCGGGCGGUCUCUCCGAGCUGAAGACGGACAACAAGGACUACACGGUCGCCAGCGAAGCGCUGCUUGCGCACGCGCAGCGGGACUCCAAUAACGGCGUACAACAAACACAACAGCAGAAGACUCUCACAACGAACGGGCCGAAGAAACGCAAGUCGGAGGAGCGGGAGAGGGAGAGGGAGAGGAGCGACGUGAAGGAGGAGACGGUGGAGGAGGACGGGCUGUACUAUGGCGAGCUGGAACCGGACCAUGUGGAGUAUCAGGAGGACGAAGAACCGAGCAAACCCGGCAGUAGUUUAGGACAGACUUCCGAAUUCGCAAUAGCGAACGUACAAUGCCAAUACGAUGGAAGCGAUUCAGAGAGUGAGACCCGCUCGGCCCGGAUCACCGAUCAUAACUACGACACGCGCGACGAGCCGCCGGCAUUUAUAAUACAGCAGGUGACAGCGCCGAAUCCAGCGCCUCCGUCCCAGGGGCCAUACGUUGAGGUUCGCCCCACGAUCAUGACUAUUGGCCCCGAGUACGUCCCGUCUGUCAAUGUGAUACAUGUUGGGGACAGACAGCCGGUGAAUCAAACCCAACCGGAGUACAAUAUAAACAAACGGAUCCGGAGGAGCGAGGUAGUGCUGCGGCAAGCGGCGGACUGCGUCAGCAGAGGCCUGACCUUCCAAACCGUCUCCGAGCAAUUCAAUAUACCUAUAUCUACCAUUCGUUUCUUCAUGGCGCGCAAGGGCAUCCUACCGCGCCGGCGCAGAGGGCGCAGUACGCAAGCGAAUAGACAGUCAAGCAGUCCAGAGCCACCGUUUCAUAUGCAACACUUUAAGUUACCAGACAUGGUGGCUCUCAGGGCGGACGACGAUCCACCGCAAACGUAACUUUUGUAGGGGAUAACGGAAAUAUAUGCAACGGAAACAAUAUUACGUGGUAAUUGUAUCGGAAUUGUAACAACGGAAACUUUAUGAAAUAAUUGUACACGUGCAUUUAGUAACGGAAUGAACUUUUUUGGGUAUAACGGAAAUGUAAUUAUGUGGUGUAACGGAAAGUGCAAUGUGUAUGUGAGCAACAAAAAGUAUUGAAUUUAUAUUAUAAGUGGUAAUAGUAUAACGGAAAUAAAUAACGGAAUGUUAUGUAACGGAAAUAUAUGUGUAUCGCAAUAUAUAGAGGUGAAAUAAAGUGAUCUAUUUAAAUGAUUAGUCGGUGUCGUGAAAUAGUUGUAAAUUGUGUGCUACUGGGCGAUCUGUUGCGCAAUUUGUUGACAAAUUAAUUUUAUUUAUUACAGAAACAAACAGUAAUUAUUUGCAAAGAGUAAUACAUAAUAAAACAAAUAUUGACCUUGUGUUUCAUAUUUUAACUAAAUGUAGUUAUUAUAAUAUAACAAUGUCUACGGUGUGUGUAAACAUACAAGAAUCAUUCAAUUAUACCAGUACUUCGUACAGUUUCCUUUUGCAAGAUGUUAUUUUAUUUGAAAAUAUUUCUAUUGCACUUAAUUAUAAACUAUUAAACUAUACUAUUAAAUUGCAAUAGUAUUUAUUAAAUAGACAAACAGUGGAAUAUGUUAUAAAUGUUCAGUGGCUUAUUGAUUAGUAUUAUAUUAUUGAAAGUUUGUUUUACGUUUAAACUGUUUCUAAUGCUCUCUCACACGAAAAGUAGAAAGUAGUAUUUUGUAUUUCAAUUGAUUAUAAAGAAUAUAUUGAUAUUAAAUAGGUUAAUUAUAUAGACAUCUAAAACCUCACAUUAUUUAAAUAUCAAAUAUUUUUACAUACUGCUUGGCAUGGCUUCCGCAACAACAAAUAAAUCGUAACAGACGAACAAACACAACUUUUUGUAUAAGUAUAGACAAAAAAAGUGCUCUAGUGCAUUAUAUAAAAAUGAAAACCAGAAAUCAUAGAAUCUUUACAACUUUUUAAAUAUAAAAAAUAGGUUAUGUGUCUUUUCUUGAAGGAAAUUUGCGAAAAUUGCGCAACCAAUCGCCGUUUUACAAAACAUAUAGACACUUGUCAUAGCGGUGUUAGAUAUUAUGUGCCUAUUCUAUGAUA
Molecule: messenger RNA, 2624 nt
Organism: Zerene cesonia (dogface butterfly)
Lineage: Eukaryota; Metazoa; Arthropoda; Insecta; Lepidoptera; Pieridae
Product: protein bric-a-brac 2-like
Exons: 11
Coding region: 219-1463 (414 amino acids)
Biological process (GO): regulation of transcription by RNA polymerase II
Cellular component (GO): nucleus
Molecular function (GO): protein binding
Source: RefSeq, a predicted model, not a curated record